This is a messenger RNA of Lucilia sericata (common green bottle fly), 1851 nucleotides long. Its product is annotated as protein ANTAGONIST OF LIKE HETEROCHROMATIN PROTEIN 1-like. The transcript has 3 exons. Bases 73 to 1566 code for a protein of 497 amino acids. Lineage: Eukaryota; Metazoa; Arthropoda; Insecta; Diptera; Calliphoridae. The record is from RefSeq and is a predicted model, not a curated record.
UUAGACUUUUUUAAAUGUCAAAAGUGACACCUCUGUAUACUUUGUGAUUUUGCAAUAAUAAUUUUACAAAAAAUGGCCUCGAAUACAAAAUUUAUGAUGUUAAGUCUUUUAAAUUUAUAUUUAACUUAUCAAGAGGUAAAAAAUGGGAAAGUUGUACCCAGGAUUAGAAGCAACCUAACAAGACGAAUCCGAGCUGAAAUAGAACAGACUAAACAUAAACAAAAAACUAGCACCAUUUCAUCAACUCCAACAGACAUAACACAAGUACAAAAUCAACAGGAACAACUUACUCAGGUACAAGCCAAUAAACCAAAUCUAAAAAGAACUCUUAACAACGCAAGACCUGUUAGAGCAAGAAGAAGAACCAAGAAAAGCAAGGAUAAUGAUAAUACGGAGAAAAAACCACGCGUCAGAAGAUGGGCCAUACGUCCAACAAACCGUUAUCGUGUUAUAGAUAACUAUCAUCGUAAAGUUUUUGGAAAUAUCAAGUUAAUGAGUCAAGAACAAUUUUUUGUGCAUACUAGAAUGACCAAAACCAUGUUCGAUUGGUUGCUAUCAAUAGCGAAAAGUUCUUUGAUUAAGAAAGCCCAAAGAGUGUUUGCACAAGAAAGACUGGCAAUUACCUUAAAUUAUUUAGCUUAUGGAACUCCCUUACAAUCGCUUGCUUAUAAACAUAAAUUAGGUAAAUCAACUAUACGAGAAGUUGUUUUAAGUACAUGCACUGUUUUGUGGAACUUACUAUCGCCGAUUUAUCUCUGUGAACCUACAACUUCUCAGUACGCUGACAUUGCUGAUGAAUUUAAAAGCAAAUGGAAUGUUCCUAACUGUGUGGGUGCUAUCGAUGGCAAGCAUGUGUCCCAUCGACAUCGUAUAAUGAAUAAAGAUAAAAAUAAUAUAGACAUGCUGAUAAUGGGAGCAUGUGAUGCAAAAUAUAAAUUUACCGCUGUUAGUGUUGAAAGUUUCAAUAAUCAGAGUGAAGAAGAACUAUUAAAAUUAUCACCCUUUGGCAGUGCACUAUUAUCUGAAAAUUUGCCUUUACCGGCAAGUAAACCAUUAUUUCCCACAUCUGCCUCCUUCCCCCAUUACUUUAUUGCCAAUACAUCAUUAUCGCUAAGAAAAAAUAUAAUGCGUCCCUAUGAAGAAACCUACUUAGAAGCGGAAAAACAUAUUUUCAACUAUAAAAUUACAACUGCUUGUUCGGCUAUUGAAAAUACCUUUGGAGUAUUAACCGCCCGUUGGCGUGUACUUUCAACUACAAUUGAAUUUUUACAAGAAAAUUGUAAAACCAUUAUAUUGGCAUGCAUUGUACUGCAUAAUUAUAUAAUGACUAAUGACGAGGAUCAACUGUAUUGUCCAGCGAACUUUGUAGAUCGAAAAGAGGAUGAUGGUACCGUUAUACCGGGCGAAUGGCGCAACGAAUUGAAACAUAAUGGCGAUAAACCAUUACGAUCUAUGGUAGCAAGUACGCGCAGCAGAUCUUCCUAUGAGGCUAAGAAUUUAAGAGAUAUUUUAGCGAAUUACAUUGCAAAUGAAACAAUAAAUUAUGAAAUUGAACUAUUACAGUAGACUAGUUUUAUAUUAAAUUUAGCUUUGUAAAAAUAAAAAUAACUAAAGCACUCGUUAAUACUAAAUUGUUUUCAUUUUUGUCUUGUCUAACCGUUUAUCAGAAUGAUUCACGGAUCUAAUAAAAAUCUCUAAAUUUUGUGAAUUAAACAUAAAAUCUUUGAAAUUAUUCCUACCUUUUCUUUUCUACUUCACAUUUAAUUUCAAAAUAAAACCAAUUUUUUUUUAAACAUUUUUAGAAUUUAUUGAAUUUUAUACAUUAAGGGUUAAUAAUUUGUUUUUUUUUUG